AUGAAUCGAACAAAAGUCACCGUAGCGUGCCAGGCGUGUCAAAAGAAAAAGGUCAAAUGUACUGGUGUCGCUCCCUGCACUAACUGUAAUAGAACUGGUCAUCAAUGCGAAUUUACUGGCACCGCUAAAAAACGUGGACCUAGAAAUGGUACUGUCGAGGUGAUCAAAAGUUCGGCUAGUAGAAUUGAGAAUGUUUUGGAAAAAGAUCCAAGUUUACGACCUCAAAUUGAACAAAUGAUGAAACGUAGCUCCUCGGUCCGUUCUUCGAGAUCUCCUUAUGGUGCUUCCCUUAACUCAAUAAUGAUUGUUGAUAAUGAUCAUAGAAUGGAUACUACUUCUAGAUCUCAUAGUAUUCAUAAUAUCCCUAGAAAUUUUCCAUACCCUACUCCAACGUUAAUGCGACCUGUUCCGAAGUAUCCCUUAAACAUGAGAAAUAAUCAUGUGACUAAUGGAAAUGGAAUUUCAAAUUCACAAUUACCUGAUCAUCAUCAUCAAUUUUCCGCAAGUACAAAUUCGUCGCAUCAUAUUAAUUCCGUCGCAAUUCCACAAUCAUUACCGCCGAUCGCCACGUUAGAAACUUCUCCGCUUGUGGAAUGCACUUCCGUACAAUCAAAUACACAACUUAAACAUAGAGCGUUGUUGCCCGGCACGUUGUCCGACGUUCCACUGUCUCGCCAAACAAAUGCAAAUCCUUUACCACCUUUGUUGCAAUCAUUAGGUGAAGAUUCUAUGAAAUUACCAAUUCCUUGGAUGGGACAACAACCAAAAAAAUCCAUGUCAAUGCCGAUUCUCGGAAAUUCUGCGGGCAUUAAAUUAUUACUUUCACCAGCACCUGAUUUGGGGAAUCCUCUCGAUAAUAAUCGUCAUUUAAAAUCUCAAUGUUCUACUGAACAUUCAUCGGCCUCUUAUGAUACUUUAAAUUCUAACAAAGCACUUUCACCGACAAGAACAUUACCUUCUCCACCAUCGUUCUCGCCUCCUGAAUCAACUUCUCCAAAAUCUCUCAAUUAUUACGACGAAAAAAAUGUCGGUAAUAAAAGUUUACAAUCACUAGCUUUGUCACCGCCCUCAUCUCCGUCUACAUUUACACCGUACGUUGAAUCAAAUUCGUCAUGUCUUUUAUAUCAACCAGUGAGGUGGAAUAAUAACGAACUUGACGCGUAUAAACAUAAUGAACGAGUAAAUAUUGAACGAGCUCAAUCUGAAGAUCAUAAUAUUGUAGUUAUGAAAAUAUUAAAAGAGUAUUGUAAAGAUUGUAAUGAAUGUUGUGCUGAUGUUGCGUCGACAGAAAGUGCUAUAGACAUUCCUAUAGGUAAUCCUAUUGUUGCGAUACCUGCGGUUCCAGCUAAAAUGGAUCUAAUUUGA
Molecule: messenger RNA, 1365 nt
Organism: Dentiscutata erythropus
Lineage: Eukaryota; Fungi; Glomeromycota; Glomeromycetes; Diversisporales; Gigasporaceae
Source: the annotation of a GenBank genome assembly